Molecule: messenger RNA, 2109 nt
Organism: Alosa sapidissima (American shad)
Lineage: Eukaryota; Metazoa; Chordata; Actinopteri; Clupeiformes; Clupeidae
Gene: wrnip1
Product: WRN helicase interacting protein 1
Exons: 7
Coding region: 22-1824 (600 amino acids)
Biological process (GO): DNA repair; regulation of DNA repair; DNA-templated DNA replication
Cellular component (GO): nucleus
Molecular function (GO): ATP hydrolysis activity; single-stranded DNA helicase activity; DNA binding
Source: RefSeq, a predicted model, not a curated record
CUGGCGCGAAAUAAAUAUAUCAUGGCGGACUCAAUACUGCCGGACGGUACAGUUCAGUGUCCCGUGUGUGCGGGCGAGUUUCAGCCUGCUACUAUCAACGCGCACUUGGACAACUGUCUGACUGGAAAUGACAAUCCGAUUUUAUCUAGUACCAACAAGGAACCACCUUCCAAAAAGUCUCGCAUUUCAGAGUUUUCUCUGUCAGGCUCAGGAGACACAUCUGAGGGAUCUGGAACGAAGUCGAAUCGAACUGCACCGAUGUUCACAGUUUUUCAGCAUAAACAGAGAUCGUCUGUUUUGACCAGCAAACAGAGUACAGACUCUAACGUUACCAGUAAAACCACAAAACGUAAUGCGACUGACGUGGACCGGAAUGAAGAGCCUACGAAGGGAUGUGAUGAAAAUCGUUCGAACACACAGAUUAGUGGUGCCUUAACUUCAACAGCCAAAAAAACGGACAUAUCUAUGAGUGCAUUAACGUUGCUUAAUAGUGGCAAACCAUUGGCAGAGAAACUUCGACCCAAUACUCUUGAGGAGUAUUUCGGCCAAAACAAAGUUUUAGGACAGCAUACAUUGCUUCGGUCACUCCUUGAUUCUCAAGAGAUUCCAUCACUCAUACUUUGGGGACCACCUGGGUGUGGAAAGACCACUUUAGCUCAUAUUAUCGCCAGCUCCAGUAAAAAGAAUGGCACCGUGCGAUUUGUGACACUGUCUGCCACCAGUACGUCCACCAAUGAGGUGCGAGAGGUCAUCAAGCAGGCCCAGAAUGAGCUCCGGCUCUUCAAGAGGAAGACUGUCCUCUUCAUCGACGAGAUUCAUCGCUUCAAUAAGUCCCAGCAGGACACUUUCCUCCCUCACGUGGAGUGUGGGACGGUCACACUGAUCGGGGCGACCACCGAGAACCCCUCCUUUCAGGUCAACAGCGCCCUGCUUAGCCGCUGCCGCGUGAUCGUGCUGGAGCGUUUGUCCGUGGAAGCGAUGGGCUCGAUCCUGAACCGAGCCGUGGAUGCUCUGGGAAUACGAGUUGUUCCAGUUGUCAAUGGGGAGGAUGACCGUUUGGCCUCUGCAGCACACCAGUCGGAGCCUCAGGUGUACAUUGAGCAGAAAGCCCUGGAUACCAUCGCCCACCUGUGUGAUGGGGAUGCCCGUGCUGGACUCAAUGGACUCCAGCUGGCCGUGCAGGCCAGAGUGGCUGCCCACAGGGCGGGCAUGCCGGACCCCAGCAGAGACGCCCCACAUAUCCUCAUUCAAGAGGACCAUGUCAAAGAGGGCCUCCAGAGAUCCCACAUCCUUUAUGACAAAGCUGGUGAGGAGCACUACAACUGUAUCUCUGCGCUUCACAAGUCUUUGCGGGGUUCUCAUGAGAAUGCUGCCCUCUACUGGUUGGGCCGAAUGCUGGAGGGAGGAGAGGACCCGCUGUAUGUGGCACGUAGGCUCGUCCGCUUUGCAAGCGAAGACAUUGGUUUGGCUGACCCCGCUGCCUUGCCCCAGGCAGUGUCUGCCUUCCAGGCCUGCCACUUCAUCGGCAUGCCUGAGUGUGAGGUCAUUCUGGCCCAGUGUGUGGUGUACUUGGCUCGGGCGCCGAAGUCGGUGGAUGUCUAUAAGGCCUACAGUAAUGUGAAGGCCUGCCUGAGGAACCACCGCGGCCCGCUGCCCCCGGUGCCGCUCCACCUGCGCAACGCCCCCACCCGCCUCAUGAAGGACUUGGGCUACGCCAAAGGCUACAAGUACAACCCUGCCUUCAGCUCUGCGGUGGAGCAGGAGUACCUGCCCGAGGAGCUGCGUGGGAUGAACUUCUUCACCUGGACUCCCACUGACCAGUAAUGUCCUCUCUGGUUAGAGGGACGUUACUCUGGGGAUGUCUGCUCUUAGUAUGACACUUGAAGUGGAAUGUCAGUGGACUGCUUGAUGUGUGUGCAUUGGGGAGAUGACUCUUAUUGAAUGCAUUACCAAUGGAUCUGUUCUUUGGAGUUGUUAAAUCCUCUUUUGUUUGACAUGGCUUUGCAAAAAAAGACAGAUGCAGAAUGCAGAUACGUUUUCAUUUGAAGGUAUGUUAUAUCUGGCAUUGCUUUUACAAUCAUCAUCAUAAUAAAUAUUUUCACAACAAAA